Molecule: messenger RNA, 2032 nt
Organism: Syngnathus acus (greater pipefish)
Lineage: Eukaryota; Metazoa; Chordata; Actinopteri; Syngnathiformes; Syngnathidae
Gene: cfap100
Product: cilia and flagella associated protein 100
Exons: 16
Coding region: 206-1936 (576 amino acids)
Source: RefSeq, a predicted model, not a curated record
CCAGCUGCCAGUUGCCAUGACAACAGUACACAGAAGAGGCUCGAAGCGUUCGUUGCUUGUUCUUUAUUCAUGAUUUUAUCGUUAUUUUGUCUCGUUGCUAAAUUUAAUUAAUUUCUUGGAUAUCAUCAUAGUGCAAACUCAGGUGAGCUGGAGGCACCCUGGCCUGGUUGCCAACCAAUAGUCAGUUCAACAUAUCACUGGCUACAUGCAUCAAACCACAUUAGACACGGUGCCACAUUCCAUUGAAUGUCCAGCAACUUCCUCAGAUAGUCUUGUAUCAAAACCGAAUGGCGGCGUCAAAUCCAGCAAAUCAGAUGUUAGGAGGAGAAGCAUGAAGAGGGAAACACCUCAGAGUCAAUUAAACUCACGAGAUGGGAAAAGCAUUCUUCAACAAAGUUUAGUUGAAAAAGAUCAUCGACAAAUGGAGAUGCGUUACUUCCUGUCUCUCCCAAUUCACAAGAAGACAAAUCAUGCUACUCAAAUGAUGGCAGAGCAGAGAAAAGCACUUUUCAAGCAGCUGAAAGAGGAGGAAGAAGAAGAGAAGGAAAAAGACAAAGUAAAAAUGCUGAAGCAAGCCAAGAGUAAGCCAACACUCCAAACACAAACAACCGCAAGACGUGGGCUGAAGAUUGCUUUGUUGAAACAAAAAAACAUCGUGAGGGAAUCUAAAUAUGACAUGAUCUCCAUGGAGCGUCAGAAGGCAGUGUUGGAGGUAUCACUCAUGACAAAGAAGUCGGAGAUUUGUAAGAUGGACAAGGCCAUCGCAAAAAAGGAGAGAGAGCUGAAGGAGUUGGAGAAGACCAUUGAGAAGGACAAUCAGAGCUUUGCAGUGUUAAUGAGGGACAAUGAGAAGAAGUCUUUGGAGGCCCAAAAAAUUUUUGAACAAGAGGUGAAGUCCAAACAGGAGAAAACUGCUGAGAUCCAAAAGUUGACUUCAGAAAUAUCAAUGCUAAGAAGUGAAGUUGCAAAUUAUGAAGAAAUCCUCAAAGAGUACAAACGAUACAAGGACCUUCUCUUCAAGUUGUCUCCUCUGGAGUGGCAGGAAGCCCAGAGGGAAAAGCUUCUCAAUAAAGUUAAAAAAAACACAGAUGAUGAACAGAACAAGGACCUCGACGACGCAGAUUGCAAGCCAGAACUGAGCAACCUUGAAGGUGCCCGGCCCAGACAGUCCUCUGCAGAGCGCGCCAGGGCCACAAAAGUGUCUGAACCAGAUAUUUCAGAGUAUGAGGAUGACCCAGAGUUGUACUUCACUGAUCCGAAGCAACUUAUUGAGCUGAUGACAGAGCUAACUGAGCAGAACUUAUCCUUGAUCAAGAACUCUACAAGAGCCGAGGAAACACUGGAGGAGCUCAAACACUCCAUGGAGGAAAUCAGGAAGCGGACUGAAAAGGAGGAGGAACUUCUGACCCAGCAAAUAGAUGACAUGAACAAGCGAAUUGAGGAAGAGAAAACAAAAGCUGCAAAGCUGAAAAUGAAGGUGAAGCUCCACGUCUUGCUGAACACACAAGAUGAGGAUGAUAUGAUGAGGGCGCUCGGCGAGAAAGUAUCAGAGGUGUAUAGGUGCUGUGUGGAUGACAGGUUGAACAGCCGUAGCACCCUGGAGAAGCUGGCCAGCAUUGAGAAGCAGAUGUCUUCACUGCUGCACUCCAUCGAGGACAUCCCCAAGGAAAGUUUGGAAACCAUGCAAAAGAUCAAGGACAGCGAGAGGAGGACCAGGCAACGUGAAGAAAAGAUGAGAUUGCAAAGAGAGAAACAGAUCGAAAGAAUGAAGAGGUACUUGGAGAGAUCCCUAUCUGAUGCCAAGAAAACGAGUGGACGCAAACUAAUGCCCAGAUGCUUACCCACUGCUCGGAAGGUCAAAGUCAAAAAAGUGGAAAGUGCUCCUACUGAUGAUGGCUUUAGUGACUACUUCUUUGCAACUUUAGAUAUUGACUGAAGACACGAAAUGAAAGUUUGCGAUGCCUGAUUUGACUGGCAAUAUACAUGAUUAAAAAUACAUGCAGUUUGAUCUUGCUGCAGAGUAUUCAAGGCA